AUGGAUCAACAACAACAAUCCAACAAGGCCCAUAGAGGUGCCACUAAGAAGACAGGUGCCAAAAAGAAACUACAUCAAAAUGGUCAUAAUGCAAAAGCAUUUGCUGUAGCAGCACCAAGAAAAUUAGAAAGAAUGGCAAGAAGAUCUCAUGAUGUAAAUGAAAAAAAAUUACAUGUACCUAUGGUAGAUAGAACUCCAGAUGAUGAUCCACCACCAGUUAUAGUAGCAGUUGUUGGACCUCCAGGAACUGGUAAAUCAACUUUGAUAAAAUCACUAAUAAAACGAUUAACUAAAACUACAAUAACUGAAAUUAAAGGUCCCAUAACAGUUGUUAGUGGUAAAAGAAGAAGAUUAACUUUCAUUGAAGUUAAUAAUGAUUUGAAUUCGAUGAUUGAUAUUGCAAAAGUAGCAGAUCUAGUAUUAUUAUUAAUUGAUGGAAAUUAUGGAUUAGAAAUGGAAACUAUGGAAUUUUUAAAUAUUGCUCAACAUCAUGGUAUGCCAAGAGUGCUAGGAGUUGCAACUCAUUUAGAUUUAUUUAAAUCACAAUCAACUUUACGUACAUCGAAAAAGAGAUUAAAACAUAGAUUUUGGACUGAAGUUUAUCAAGGUGCAAAAUUAUUUUAUCUUUCAGGAGUUAUAAAUGGUCGUUAUCCAGAUAGAGAAAUUUUAAAUUUAAGUAGAUUUAUAUCAGUUAUGAAAUUUCGACCUUUAAAAUGGAGAAAUGAACAUCCUUAUUUAUUAGGUGAUCGUAUAACAGAUUUAACACAUCCUCAAUUAAUAACAGAUAAUCCUAAAUGUGAUAGAAAAGUUGCCAUAUAUGGUUAUUUACAUGGUACACCAUUAUCUUAUAAAGAUGCAAAUGUUCAUAUAGCAGGAGUUGGUGAUUUUACAGUAUCAUCAAUAGAAAAAUUACCAGAUCCUUGUCCAACACCAUAUUUUGAACAAAAAAUUGAAGAAUUAGAAAGAGAAAGAAUAAAACAAGCAGCUGAACUGGGAGAACCAUUAGCUAAAACUACAAGAAGAAGGAAAAGAUUAGAAGAUAAACAAAAAAUCAUUUAUGCUCCAAUGUCUGAUGUUGGUGGUGUUUUAGUUGAUAAAGAUGCUGUAUAUAUUGAUAUUGGUGGUAAGGAAAGUUUUAAUAAUUCAGAACAAACUGAUGAACCAAGAGGUGAAGGAGAAACCAUGGUUACUGAUUUACAAGAUGUAUCUAAAACCAUGAGUGAAAGAUUUGAAGAUGGACCUGGAUUACAAUUAUUUUCUGGUUCAAAUGUUAUUAAAAAAGUUAGUGAUGAAGAAGAAGAAGAAGAAGAUGACGAAAAUGGACUUUUAUCCGAUGACGAAGAAACAAUAGUAGAUACAGGUAGAACAUCAAUGAGAAAAGCAAGAGUAUAUGGAAAAUCAAUAUCAGAAGAUGAUGAAUUUGAUGAUAUGGAAUCAGAUGAAGAAGAAGAAGAUUAUGAUAAUUUUGAUGAAAAUGGAGAACCAAAAUUAGUUGAAAUUGAUUUCAAUAAUGAUAAAUAUAAUGAUAAAGAAUUAGAGUAUGUCGAGGAUUCAGCAUUAUCAUCAGAUGAAGAAGAAGAUAAUUCAAUAAGAGCAACAGCUGCAAGAUUAAAAGGAUCAACUAAAAGAAAAUGGGACAUUAAUAAAUUGAUAUAUAUGACAAAUAUAGAUCCAUCAGAUGCGUUAAAAAGAUGGAUGGGAGAAGCUGAUGACGAAGAAGAAGAAGAAGAUAUUGAAAAUGAUGAUGAAGAAUUUUUUAAGAAAAGAGAUGUUAAAGAAAUUAGUGAAGAUUUAGAUAAUUUUAAACCGAAAUAUCCAUCACUUGAUGAAUUGAAAGCUAGGUUUAAUGCUGAAAAUAGUGAUGAUGAAUAUGAAAAUGGUUAUUCUAUUUUAAAGAAAAGAUUAUUGACAGCUCCAAAGUUAGAUGAUGAUGAUGAUGAUGAAACUCCAAAAGGUGAUGGUGAUAACGAUGAAGAAGAACUUUAUGGAGAUUUUGAAGAUUUAGAAGAUGGAGACGAUGCUGCUGCAUCUAAUGGAAGAUCAGAUCAUGAUGAAGAAGAUGAAGAACAAGAUGAUUUUGCAGAUUUUGAAGCAGAAGAACAGAAAGAAGGAGAAAGUGACAACGAAGUAGAAGAUGAUGAAAAUAUGACAGUUGAAGAAAAAAGACAAUUAAAUGCAGCAAAAAAGGCAAAAUUAAAAACUCAAUUUGAAGAAGAAGAAGAUAGGGAAUUUGGAGCUGAUGAUCCAGAAGGAGAUACAGAAGCAGAAACAUGGUAUGAAUUUCAAAAAAACAAAAUGGCAAAACAAUUGGAAAUUAAUAAGGCUCAAUAUGAAGAAAUGGAUCAACAACAACGGUUAAAAAUUGAAGGUUAUAAAGCUGGUUCAUAUGUUAAAAUUGUUUUCAAUAAUUUACCUUGUGAAUUUGUUGAAAAUUUCACACCUGAAUUUCCUUUAGUGCUUGGUGGAUUAUUACCUACUGAAAUGAGGUUUGGUAUAAUGAAUGCAAGAGUUAGAAGACAUAGAUGGCAUAAAAAGAUAUUAAAAUCACAAGACCCUCUAAUUUUGUCUUUAGGGUGGAGAAGAUUCCAAACAUUACCAAUAUAUACUACAUCAGAUUCAAGAACAAGAAAUAGAAUGUUGAAAUAUACUCCAGAACAUGCUUAUUGUUUUGCGUCAUUUUAUGGACCAUUAGUUGCUCCAAACACAACUUUUGUUGGUUUUAAUAUUGUUGAUAAUAAAUCAACUACUGGAGCUUUUAGAGUUGCAGCUACUGGUAUUGUUGAAGAUUUAAAUUCAUCAGUUGAAAUAGUUAAAAAAUUAAAAUUAGUUGGUCAUCCAUACAAGAUCUAUAGAAACACUGCUUUCAUAAAAGAUAUGUUUUCAAAUGCAUUAGAAGUUGCAAAAUUCGAAGGUGCACAAAUUAGAUCAGUAAGUGGUAUAAAAGGUGAGAUUAAAAGAGCUUUAUCAAAACCAGAUGGUUAUUUCAGAGCAACAUUUGAAGAUAAAAUAUUAAUGUCAGAUACAAUUUUCCUUAAAACUUGGUAUCCAAUCAAAAUCAAAAAAUUUUAUAACCCAGUCACUUCAUUAUUAUUAAAUCAUCAUUCAGAAUGGAAAGGUAUGAGAUUAACAGGUCAAGUACGUGCAGAUAAUGAUAUUGCAACUCCAUUACAACAAGAUUCUCAAUAUAAGAAAAUAGAAAGAGUAGAAAGAAGAUUUAAUCCAUUAAGAGUUCCAAAAUCAAUUAAAUCUGAUUUACCUUUUAAAUCUCAAAUUCAUGAAAUGAAACCACAAAAGAAACAAUCUUAUAUGAAUAAAAGAGCAGUUGUAUUAGGUGGUGAAGAAAGAAAAGCAAGAGAAUUAAUUCACAAAAUUAAUACAAUAAGAAAAGAAAAAGAUGUUAAACGUAGAACUAAAAAGGAUGAAAAAUUUAAAGAUAAAUUGAAGAAGAUUGCCAAGACUGAAGAAUUGAGAAAGCAAAAGGAAAAAGAAAGAAAGAAAGAAUAUUUUGCAAGAGAAGGAAAGAAAAGGAAAAAUACAAAUAAUGAUGAUGGUAAUUCUAAACGUAGAAGAUAA
Messenger RNA from Lodderomyces jiufengensis, 3573 nucleotides. It is a transcript of the gene BMS1, whose product is annotated as GTPase. Gene Ontology annotation, biological process: maturation of SSU-rRNA from tricistronic rRNA transcript (SSU-rRNA, 5.8S rRNA, LSU-rRNA); endonucleolytic cleavage of tricistronic rRNA transcript (SSU-rRNA, 5.8S rRNA, LSU-rRNA); ribosome biogenesis. NCBI's taxonomy places the organism in Eukaryota, Fungi, Ascomycota, Pichiomycetes, Serinales, Debaryomycetaceae. The transcript has a single exon. Gene Ontology annotation, cellular component: 90S preribosome; nucleus. Gene Ontology annotation, molecular function: GTP binding; GTPase activity; ATP hydrolysis activity. The record is from RefSeq and is a predicted model, not a curated record. The coding region runs from base 1 to 3573 and encodes 1190 amino acids.